GGCCAGUAGAUAGUUCCCAUGGUUACUGACACCAUACUCCCACUUCCCCACCUGAAUGACAUAGCCUACUCUCCUACUGGCAACUUCAGAGGGCACAGGAGUGGGCACUUGCAACUUAUUACGCAUGCACAUCCCCUUGCCACGGAUUGGUCAGUGCCCUACACUUUUUACUUUCCCUCCUUCACAAGUCCCCUUAGCAACGGUCAGUGUUGAGACGAGGGAAGACGCCUCUCUGCGGCGCAGAUUGGCUGAAGCGUCGCUAGAGGGCCAGGCCUUGGCGGUCGCAGCUCAAGAACUAGCUGUCCCAGAACGGAGGCAGGACAGAGGCUGUGGUGAUCCGCGGGACGGAAGAGCGACGAGAUGAUCCGCCAAAAGUCCAGCCAAUGGCUGGGGCUGAGAAAGCAGUCGGAGCUUGAACUGCCCUCGGAACUGCAGCGGGAACCGGAGAAAGAUUUCAGCUCAGUGGGUGAAUCGGCCACGAGGAUGGGAACGGGUGUGCGGACCGAGUCGGGGACGGCCACCUCCGUGGAAGUGGAUGACGAUCCUGGAGCCAGCUUGUUCCCGCCGCCGCUGCCCCAGCCUCGGAUCUGCAUGUGGAAGUACCUGGACAUCCAUUCUAUGCACCGGCUGGAGAAGACCGCCAAUGUUGAGGAGAUGAGGGAGGUGCUGGCUGAGCUGUUGGGGCUGAGCUGUCCUGAGCAGAACCUGCGGGAGGCCAUCACCCUGGACCUCUUCUCCCAUGCACUUAUCUUCUGCCGCCAGCAAGGCUUCUCACUGGAGCAGACAUCAGCAGCUUGUGCCCUGCUCCACGAUCUCCACAAGGCCUGUAUUGCAACCCCCCUGGGCAACGUGGAAGAAUGUUACCGCUACUUCAUCAGUGUACUUUUUUGCCAUGGAGUCAGGCGGCCUCCCUUUAGCAUCGACCUCUUUAAUGAGGAACAGCUGCUGGCCCUAUCAGACUAUGUGGUCAACACCUACUUCCGCCACUUCAAGCUCUACAAAUACGUUUUUACACCCCAGGUACGGCUGGAUCUGUCUUUGACUUACGUGGGGCUGCAGCCACCCAAGCUCUGGUCAGAGGAGAAAGAAGGCAGCGAGGAAGCAGAGGAGCAGGCAGUCACUCCACAACAGCAGGAACUGGAAAUAGUGGCCCAGCCAGAGCAGGAGUCAAGCCAAGUCUCCACGCUUCGAGCCUUCAUCAAGACCCAGCUGAACAAGGAGCUGGGGAAGCUGCGACAGCUGGUGGAAGAGCAGCUCAUGGCCAGCGAGGAAAGGCUCAGCAGCAAGUUGGCUGCCCUGGAGCAGCCCUUCCAGCUGCCCCCAGGCAAAGGCAAGACCAAGACCAAGUGAUCCCCAGCAUUUUCCCC
Molecule: messenger RNA, 1367 nt
Organism: Trichechus manatus latirostris (Florida manatee)
Lineage: Eukaryota; Metazoa; Chordata; Mammalia; Sirenia; Trichechidae
Gene: CFAP119
Product: cilia and flagella associated protein 119
Exons: 9
Coding region: 361-1350 (329 amino acids)
Source: RefSeq, a predicted model, not a curated record